CUUUUUUCCUCUUGUUCUUUUAUCCAUUUUUGUUUUAUAUCAACUAAAAAAAAUGGGUGUCUUUGACGAAGUAAAAUCUAGAAAUUUCUCUCUCUACGCACAAUGGCUUGGUAUCAUUUCUAUUAUCCUAUUGAUUGCUUUAGGUAUUGUUGGAUUUCUUCAACAUUGGAUCUUUAGUGUGGUGGGAUGGAUUAUUGCAUUUAUUCUUGUUCUUGUAGAAAUUCCGUUAUGUUUAAAGUUCUGCCCUACCAGCCCCAAAUUUGAUGGCUUCAUUGCGUAUUUCGAAAACUGUUAUUUCCGUGCCAUUUUAUAUUUGGUAUUUGCCGUGGUAAUGUUCCUCUCGAAUUUGGUCAAUGUCGGACCUCUUAUUGCUUGUGGUGUUUCACUCCUGCUUGCUUCAAUCUGUUACGGUAUUGCUGCUUUCACAGGUCAAGCAUUUGCCAGUUCAAAAAUACUUGGUGGAACUGGUGUCGAUAAUGUUAAAUUAGCACUUCUUCGUGCCGAAAUCGAUGGUGCUAAUACGCGCGCAGAUGAAUAUACUGCCACUGUGAAACAACUAGAAGGUGAACACAUUCAAAAGGAUCAUGAACUUCACUCUUUACAAUCAAAGGUUAAAUUGUUGGAAAAGCAGCUGGAUAAGACUGAAGCUCAAAUUCAGACAGCUUCGACAAAUUUUCAGGAAGCUGAUCUUAGAGUUGAGCAAUUGGAAAAGAAGACAACUCAACUAGAACAAGACUUGGAGGCUGCCGAAAAGAGAAACGAAGAAUUGAAGGACCUUUAUAAGGCCGCCAAAGAAGAAAUGGAGGAGUUGGAGCGUCAACUGGAAGGCGUUUAAAUAAUCUUUAAUAAACAACACAUUUUUGUUCCUAAAUACUAAGGUCAUCGUCUUUCGACUGUACCUUCGUAAACUAAUAGUAUGAAAAAUCAAGUUUUACUACUCCUUUGGA
Mucor mucedo is the source of this 947-nucleotide messenger RNA. RefSeq lists its product as uncharacterized. The coding region runs from base 53 to 835 and encodes 260 amino acids. The record is from RefSeq and is a predicted model, not a curated record. The transcript has 11 exons. Gene Ontology annotation, cellular component: Golgi membrane. Lineage: Eukaryota; Fungi; Mucoromycota; Mucoromycetes; Mucorales; Mucoraceae. Gene Ontology annotation, biological process: vesicle-mediated transport.